AUUCAGGCCUUUGAAUUUUAAUUCAAACUCCAAGUCCACGUGCUUGGCCUUGCUUUCUCUUUCUCCCUUUAAGCUCAGUGGAAGUUGACUCCACUUUGACAGGUGUGUAUUCCUCCCUCCCCAGCUCCACGCUCAGCUGCUCGCCAGCGAAGUGGCUUCGAGUUCUCACGCCGUCCUUCCCUAGGGGCAGCGUGAUCUGAGGUCAGGGCUCUGGGCCCUGCAGACCUAAGGGCCAUCAGGAUGUGGCUUCUGUCCUGGGCCCUGCUGGGCUCCAGGGAAGGCAGUCGGGCAGUGUGGGCUGUCCUGUGAUGUCACCCUAAGACUCACCAGAGAGCUCUCAGAAACCAGGAGCCCAUUCCCAACACCCCAGCAGGCGGCUGGCCAGGAUCGCUCCGGAAGCCUGCGCUGGUCUUUGCUAGAAAUGGACGUUCCUGAGGCGCCCUCUGGUGGAUCUGACGGUCUGUAAAUUCCAAGUGAUGUCCAGGGUCCUCACGCCGCGGCCCAGCCCCUCCCCGGGAAACGGGACUCUGUACGAACAUUACAACUACGUGGGCAAGCUGGCCGGCCGGCUGACGGACGCCCCCGAGGGCAGCGCGCUCACCACCGUGCUGUUCCUGGUCAUCUGCAGCUUCAUCGUCCUGGAGAACCUGAUGGUUCUGAUUGCCAUCUGGAAAAACAAGAAACUUCACAACCGCAUGUACUUCUUCAUCAGCAACCUGGCUCUCUGCGACCUGCUGGCUGGCAUCGCCUACAAGGUCAACAUCCUGAUGUCAGGCAAGAGGACGCUGAGCCUGUCUCCCACGGUCUGGUUCCUGCGAGAAGGCAGCAUGUUCGUGGCCCUCGGGGCUUCCACCUGCAGCUUACUGGCCAUCGCCAUCGAGCGGCACCUGACCAUGAUCAAAAUGAGGCCGUACAAUGCCAACAAGAAGCACCGAGUCUUCCUUCUCAUCGGGAUGUGCUGGCUCAUCGCGCUCUCGCUGGGAGCCCUGCCCAUCCUGGGCUGGAACUGCCUGCAAAACCUCCCCGACUGCUCCACCAUCCUGCCCCUCUAUUCCAAGAAGUACAUCGCGUUCUGCAUUAGCAUCUUCACCGCCAUCCUGGUGGCCAUCGUGAUCCUGUACGCGCGCAUCUACUGCCUGGUGAAGUCCAGCAGCCGCAGGGUGGCCAACCCCCAGCACUCGGAGCGGUCCAUGGCCCUGCUCCGCACCGUGGUGAUCGUGGUGAGCGUGUUCAUCGCCUGUUGGUCCCCACUCUUCAUCCUCUUCCUCGUCGACGUGGCCUGCAAAGUGAAGGAGUGUGCCGUCCUGUUCAAGGACAAGUGGUUCAUUGUGCUGGCAGUGCUCAACUCCGCCAUGAACCCCGUCAUCUACACGCUGGCCAGCAAGGAGAUGCGGCGGGCCUUUUUCCGGCUGGUCUGCAACUGCCUGGUCAGGGCCCAGGGCACCCGCUCCUUGCCCAUCCAGCUCACUCUCGACCCGAGCAAGAGCAAGUCCAGUGGCAGCAACAGCAGCCCCUCCCCGAAGAGCAAGGAAGACAUUACCCAAACGGCCCCCUCACCCUGCAUAACUGACAGAAACAAAACCCUGCAGAAUGGGCUCCUCUGCAAGUGAGGGCGGGGCUCCCGGGGCAGGUCCUCGCAUCUCCACGGGAGGAGCAGCACCCAGCCCUGCCGCACCUGCUUAUUUUUUUUAAAUAUAUUUUUAUUGAUUUCAGAGAGGAAAGGGGAGGGAGCAAGACAGAAACAUCAAUGAUGAGAAAGAAUCAUUGAUCAGCUGCCUUCUGCACAACCCCCAAUGGGGAUCGAGCCUGCAACCCAGGCAUGUGCCCUGACCGGGAAUGGACCGUUACCUCCUGGGUCAUAGGUUGACACAACCACUUAUAAGUAUCAGCCUCGCCAGGGCUUUACCGAAGCUGAGACUCGGGAAAUCUGUUUUGCCAACAGCCUGCUGGGUGAGGCUGUCUCUUCAGGCUGGGACUCAAGGGCUCGCCAACCCAUUUCAGUGUAGACAGUGCUCUUUGUCCGUUUCCGGUCAAAAGCCUUCCAAGGGUACCAAGCUGCACGGGGCUUCACGGGGCCCCUGUGGCAUGUGCAGAAGCUGCCGCACUCAGUGCAGUUCACAGGUAACACGGACAUGUUCUGACCGUGCUGUUAGGACAUGACUGGGAACAGGUGACACCAGUCCCAGCCUCAGACAGACGUGAAGUCUGGAGUUGAGCAGGUGUUGAUGCCAAAAUUCUCAGAAAGCCCUGCCCAAGGCUGUCCCAGAGCGUGGAUCUGACCUCACACAGUCCUGACACGUGCCCAGGAGCAGGUCAGUGUUUGAAGGAUCCUGGCAAGAACAGCCGAGUUCCCCCAGGACCUGCCUCACCCUGCACAGUGUUAAGGACAUCCGGAGCCAAAUUAGCCAAAUUACAUGAUUAUUCAUGGGUUUCCCCAAAUCACAAAAAAGUCAACCAUGGUCCUUCAGGAGCCUGAGCCCCAGACCAACUAAGAAAGGCACCUAUUCGGAGAAGCCAGGACAGACCCCGGGGCCGCCUCAUCGAGUUGCCGGCAGCAGCCACCUGCUGAAUGGAACAUUUCUACUGAAUUCGGACAGGUUACGAGGCAUCGCUUUGAUCCUGUGUUAAGUUUGGUUCUGUAUCCGGAAAGCACCACGUCAGAACCCCGUGUUGUCACAGCUGAGGAGCUGGGCCAGCUGCGUGUCACCACUUCCGGAAGCUGCCCUGACAGUCACUGUUCCAGCAGCUGCAUUGUCAGGGGGCAGACGUGAGCUGGGGGCUGCGCCCUCCUCCAGGAAGUGUACCAUCACGAUCUUCCUCCGGCGCAGGCCGGCUGUGUCACUGUCUGCCUUACGGGGGGUGCGCCAGGCGCGCUCGUGCGGCUCGUCCCCAGGGAUUCUCCGUGAGCACAGACCAGAGCCACGUCUGUAGAGCUCUCAUACGCACACGGUUGACGUGCUGAGUUCUUGAAAAAUCAAAGCAAACAACCUUCAAAAGGGUUCUUACUUGGGGAACCUUCAUGAAGUUUUAGUUUCGGUGCGAAUGUUACCUGAGUAAAGACGGAAGGAGUAGUAUUAACACAUUAACUUCUCUGCAGAGAAAUUGACUCCUGUUUUUCUGACACGAGUUCCUGUCAUUAAGGGACAUUUCUGUGGUCCUGGCGCAUCUCUAUGGGGUGACCUCAUGUUAUUACUGACGACAUACAUCCUGUUCGUAAGGAGAGGUUCGUCAGUGGCAUUUUUUGUUACCUUUUUACAUCACUGAAAAAGGACUUAUUCCUUUACCCUGUAACAUGAGAAAACCCAGGGCAUUUCUUGCAAAGUUAAGCAUUAAGGUACGGGGUUCAGAAAAAACACACCAGACAGCCAAAAUGGUGGGCAUUCCCUUUCGCUGAGGUCACGGCGUGCCUGUCAUGGUUCGAGUUGGUUUGGGGCCCAGGUCUCGGGUGCUAAUAAUAGUAACACUUUGCACCAUAGCCACAACUUCCGUUUGAAAUAACACAAGACGUUCAAACAAUCUGAAUGAAAAGUACUCACAAGAGUAAUUGUGUUCAUUUGAUAUGUGCAAAAAAUAAUCAACUGUAACAUGCCGUGUGCACUCCUAACAAGCCAGCCCAGAGGUCUGAGUGCUCAGCCACAGACAGCCUGCCCAGAGGUCUCGUUCAGUUAGUAACCUGCGUUACGUCCCAUGUAUGUGUGUUAAACAAUAAAACCAAAAGCCUUUGUGUAAA
This is a messenger RNA of Myotis lucifugus (little brown bat), 3730 nucleotides long. RefSeq names its product sphingosine-1-phosphate receptor 3 (gene S1PR3). The record is from RefSeq and is a predicted model, not a curated record. The transcript has 2 exons. The coding region runs from base 477 to 1610 and encodes 377 amino acids. Gene Ontology annotation, molecular function: sphingosine-1-phosphate receptor activity. Gene Ontology annotation, biological process: G protein-coupled receptor signaling pathway. Gene Ontology annotation, cellular component: membrane. NCBI's taxonomy places the organism in Eukaryota, Metazoa, Chordata, Mammalia, Chiroptera, Vespertilionidae.